UUUCUACAUCACGGGGGUUGGCGGGUUAGCCAGUCCAGAAAAGCAAACAUUCUCGAUUCUCCUCCCCCUGCGUUUGCAUUUCAAUAGUCUGAUCCUGAAAAGGAGGGGUGACGGGGAGCUAUCUGGCAGCCAGCUGAUCUUUGCUGUGGCAUUCUGCGCUCUGAGAGCCGAGCGAGUGAGGAGACUGGAAACUCUUCUGUACUCAAAUAGAGGAAGCUUAACAUCAGCGGUCGUUCCGCACACAGCAGGAAGCGCUGAGGCUUUGCGACAUAAACAUGAAGCUCGGCUUUGAGGCCACGUGAAGCACUGCCUGCCCGAGAGACAAACAUCUGCAAGGAGAGAAAAAGAACGAGGGAAGGACAGAGUGACUCACUUGUUUUGAUUCGGGCUAAAGUUGUUCCUGUAGACGUCAGAGCGAGAGGUUCGAGAUGUCUUGGCUGUCACCCGUACAGUGGGCCAAAUGGACCUGGUCGGCCGUUAGAGGAGCAGGGGAGGAAGACGGCGAGAUGGAUUCAGAGAUGGACGACGAGCCUCUCACAGAAGAAGCGCAAGAAAGAGAUCAAGAGGAAGAUGAAAGGUCUCAUGGCUGCAGUUCCGAUUCAGAGGGACAGUUUGAUACGCCUGAAGCUGAGACGCCAGUCCAUCAACCACUUAAAGAACCAUCACCACUGGAUCAACCAAUCACAUCGAGCAUAGGUUUCCCCGAAGACGAUGUAAAUCAGUUGACCCUGAUCACAGACAAAACCCAGAACCUCACCCUGGCUGAGAGCUUUCCUCAGGAUGCACCUGCCCCGGUCGUAUUCCAGACCAGUGCUGACCCCAGCCCGACACUGAAACAGAAGAACCGGCCUUCCUCUGUCGAGAUGGAUGCGGACCAACCCAAUCCUACUGAAAAAGUUUUGACAGAUGACACGGAGCCCAUCUGCAAUGGUCACGUUAAAGAACCUUCCCCUGAACCACAGACUAAGUCCCUCAAGCCUAGACCUCCUUCCCUCGAGGUGAAGGCCCCUCUUAAUGGGGUAGACCCCAAUGAGGUAGACGACGAGCCGCCAAUACUUCCAAAGGGAAGCUACAACUUCAACCCCGAACAGUUCGAUGACAGCGUCAAUCCCUUUGUCACUGGAGAUUCUUUGUUGCAGAACUCUCAGCCUGUUCCUAAAUCAGAUUUGACAGAUGAAAUAUCUACGCAACCAGUUAAGAUGGAGUUAGGACUUGAUGAUGGGGAAGCCAAGAGACCUCCACCCAAGAAGCUUGGAAAGAAGACAGGCAGCAAGUUGACUGCCCCAAAAAAGCAAAGACCAAAACCUGCAGAGACAGCAGCUUUGCCAUCAGAGACAGCAUCAGAACAAGAACAACAAUCCCUUCAGACCACAGCCCCUAUGGAUAUUGAUGAUAUUCCUAUUCCUAAAAAAUCUUACAACUUUGAUCCAAAUCAGUGGGAUGAUCCUAACUUUAAUCCUUUUGGAGGGGGCACUAAAAUAAGCAGCUCGCCAACACAGCCCAAGGGAUCGUAUGUUUUUGACCCUGAUAACUUUGAUGACUCUGUUGAUCCCUUCAAGCCAUCAAAGACCUUAGCGGGUGAUGACACAAUUAAACCAACGUCUGAGAAGAUAAUGGAUAAAUCCAAACAAGAGGGCACUCCAGAGCGGAAGAAGAAAUCAGGACAGUCUCCGAAGAUAAACAAAGACAGGAUCAUCACGACCACUGAGCAAGUGCGGUUUCUCUGUGUUCUAUUGAACACAUGUAAAGUGAAGAAGUUAGAUAACCAGUCCCUCGUCUUGGAUGUCUGCAAUCAGGAGAAAGACAUUGAGGAGGAUCCUGCAUCAGAGCUUCCCCACCGUGUUCAGCAUGCCACUGAUGAGGAGAAGUUAGCCUCCACUGUCAUGGGCCAAAAAGAUGGGGUGGAGGAGAUUUCAGACUGCACUAAAACAACCACAUGUACUAAGAAAGACGAUCUGCCAGUGGGUAUUACAGAAGAGUUUGAUGAAAAUGAUCUUUCCUCUCCGAGUGAUGAGCUGUGUAAGAGUUCAUCAGAAAGUGACGCUAUAGAGAAGAUGAGUCCAGGGCUGAAUUCAAUUCAUCUCAAUGAAAUGGAUAAAGCUGCAGUACUCACACUGAUCAGAGAAGAGAUAAUCACCAAAGAGAUUGAAGCCAACGAAUGGAAGAGGAAAUAUGAGGAAAGCAAACUUGAGGUCGUUGAAAUGAGGAAAAUAGUGGAUGAGUAUGAGAAGACAGUAGCCCAGAUGAUAGCGGAAGAAGAGCAGCGUAAGAACAUUGGAUCUCAGAAGAGCAUCCAGCAGUUAACCAUGGAGAGAGAUCAGGCCCUGGCCGACCUCAACUCUGUAGAGCGCUCGCUGUCUGACCUGUUCAGACGCUAUGAAAAUAUGAAAACUGUCCUUGAGGGCUAUAAAAAGAAUGAGGAAGUGCUGAAGAAAUGUGCUCAGGACUACCUCGCACGCGUGAGGCAGGAGGAACAGCGUUAUCAGACCCUGAAAAUCCACGCAGAGGAGAAACUCGACAAAGCGAACGAGGAGAUCGCCCAGGUUCGUGCCAAGGCCGAUGCGGAAAGCGUGGCACUCAAUGCCUGUCUGAGGAAAGAGCAGAUGAAGGUGGAAUCACUGGAGCGGGCGCUCGAACAUAAGAAUCAAGAGACUGAAGAACUCACCAAGAUUUGUGAUGAGCUCAUAGCCAAGUUGGGCACAACAGACUGAAUAAAUAUGCCUAUUUUCCCCACAUACAUGCCUUGUCUGACCCAACCCCACUGUUGACCCAGCCUAGCACGUCUCUCUGAAUCUGCAGUUGCAUUUAAAUCUUUUUGGAAAGAGUCACUCACUUUUCCUUUUGUCUGACUCAGUGUCUGGAAAGAAAAAAAACAGGAUAUUAAAUGAAACAGUGGAAGCAGAUUUAAAAUUGCUAAUGUAUGACUUUCCAUAUGGCCAUAAUCCACCUUUGGAUUGUGUAACGGUGUGAAGAAAACCACCCACAUAUCUUUUUCUGAUGACUGCUGUCAUUUCUCUGGAGAUGUGUGUAAAGUUCAUAUGCGGCUGUUAUUGCAGCUGGGUGUGUAACGGUGUACUUGGGGUUUUCCUCUAGACGUGCGUGUCUAUGAUUUGGUGUCCAUGUACAGUAACAAAGAGGUUUUUAUGAAUGUGGGAAAGAGGGUCUUGUUCAUAGUUUACAUGAUCACAGUGCUGCUAUAUGUUACAGAGGAAGCAAAUCUUAUUAUUUGCCACUUUUUACCUUGGUCAUGGAUAGUACUGUAACCUGAAUUAUUAUUAUUUAGCUCAUUAUACAAAUGAAAAAGUCAUUUUAGUAUAUUCAAAACUUCUGUUUUAAGAGUUUGGAAGCAGGUUGUAGUUCUGUGCUUUAUAUUCACUAGUUGUUUCAGUGCAAAUGUAUUAUCAUUUAUGAUCAAAUGAUGACUUCCAGAGCACAAAUUUCAAAACGAACUGAGAGCACUUAAACUGGCCUUUAUACAUUAAAUACUUUGGUUUUGUAUACAUCAAGAAGGACUUGUUUUGUUGUUUAUAAUCUCUAUUUUUAUUUUACUGUGAGUGCAGGGAACCUAUCAGAGGUCUUUGGAUGCAACAAACGUACCUGUAGAUGUUCAAUGAAGUCAUUACGAGAGUUGACAAUCUUGCUGUGCCUAAUGCUAAAGUGAUACGUUCUAUUGGCUGUUGUUUUUACCCACAAUUCCUGCUUUCUUAUGCAAUACAGUACAUUUGCUCAGAGUAACUAACCUAAUGCCAAAUGAAACCGCUAUCUGUGUGCCAAACAUUACUGGUUUGUGUGGAGAUAUCUAAACUAGCCUGGUGAAUUGCCACGUUGUUGUUGUUUAAAGGUGCAGUGUGUAAAUUUUAGCGGCAUCUAGUGGUGAGGUUGCGAAUUGCAACCAACGGCUCAGUCCACUGCUCACCCCUCGCUUUUGAAACACAUAGAGAAGCUACGGUAGCCACCACCAGACAAUCAUGUCAUCGUCGGAGACAACUUA
Misgurnus anguillicaudatus (oriental weatherfish) is the source of this 3991-nucleotide messenger RNA. RefSeq names its product transforming, acidic coiled-coil containing protein 1 (gene tacc1). The record is from RefSeq and is a predicted model, not a curated record. Gene Ontology annotation, cellular component: cytoplasm. NCBI's taxonomy places the organism in Eukaryota, Metazoa, Chordata, Actinopteri, Cypriniformes, Cobitidae. Gene Ontology annotation, biological process: cerebral cortex development; mitotic spindle organization; nuclear migration.